Messenger RNA from Loa loa (African eye worm), 1205 nucleotides. RefSeq lists its product as hypothetical. Lineage: Eukaryota; Metazoa; Nematoda; Chromadorea; Rhabditida; Onchocercidae. Gene Ontology annotation, cellular component: endoplasmic reticulum membrane. Gene Ontology annotation, molecular function: GTPase activator activity. The transcript has 8 exons. The coding region runs from base 102 to 1205 and encodes 367 amino acids. Gene Ontology annotation, biological process: endoplasmic reticulum to Golgi vesicle-mediated transport; positive regulation of GTPase activity. The record is from RefSeq and is a predicted model, not a curated record.
AUUAUUCUACAUCUUUUAUUAUUGCGAAGAAAAGAAAUGAAGGGAAUGAAAAUGUAUUAAAAAAUGCAGUUAGUCGGACGUUACAAAUUAAAUGCAAUCGCAUGCGGACAUUUAUCGAUGAAAACCAUGACUCGUUGCAUUUACACAUCAGCCAGUUACGACAGUUCGCCUCAUCUACUGGUGGCUUAGUCCUGGAUGAAAUCCGUACCCUUAUUUGGCCAGUUCUGGCAUCUUCACUGGUGCAGGAUUCGUUCAGUGAUCAAGAGACAGCGUCAACAUUUUCGGAUUCGGAUUUUGAAUCUGCUCAUUCUGAUUUCAUUUAUGAAGAAGACAGCUCCAUGAUUAACUCUGCUACCAUUUUGUCAAGUCCAACGUUGAAAGAUUUGCAAAGUCAUCGGGAAUGGAACCAAGUACAAAUGGAUGUUCAACGCACACUGGCACGAUUUCCACCUGAUAUAUCAGAUAAGGAACGAUGUACCUUGCAAAAAGAUUUGACUCCUUUGGUUGUGAGAAUUCUCUGGAGUUGUCCUCGAUUUCAUUAUUACCAAGGUUUUCAUGAUGUUUGUUUGACCUUAUUAUUGGUGCUCGGUAAUGAAAAAGCGGAACAUGUCGGUACGCUUUUGGCAAAUAAUGGAAUCUUUAGAAGUUACCUUCUCAGAAAACUAGAGGAUACAGUAUUGAGAGAUCUUGAUUUGAUGCAUGUAUUGCUCUGGAAAGUUGAUGAAGAGUUGGAAAAAGUAGUUCGUGCGGUGGAACUGGGAUCAUUGUUUGCUUUAAGCUGGCCAUUGACAUGGUUUUCACAUUCCCUUCAUCACUACCACCAAAUUGUCCUUUGUUUCGACUUUUUCCUUGCUACUCACGCCCUUACCCCCAUUUUUUUAACUUCUGCUGUCGUUUUAUGGCGAAGUAGUGCAGUUUUGAAUUGUUCCCGAGACAUGGCUUCUAUCCAUCACUUACUGAAUGUAAUGCCAAAUGAUAUCCCUGUCCAAGCAUUAAUCAACGAUGCGCAAGAUCUGUUUCGGAUGUUUCCUCCGUCACGGUUACGCGGUCCGUUAAUGGAAGACUAUCAACAUCUUAUAAAUAUUAAUCGGAUACGAAAACCGUCAUUUCCAAAUACAUCCCUUCGAAAAUGGUUAGUUGCGGGUACUGCUACUGCAGCAAUAUAUGUUCUAUCAAAAUACAUGUUUAUUACUUCUUCCUAUUGA